This is a messenger RNA of Teleopsis dalmanni, 1112 nucleotides long. Its product is annotated as tRNA selenocysteine 1-associated protein 1-like. The transcript has 2 exons. NCBI's taxonomy places the organism in Eukaryota, Metazoa, Arthropoda, Insecta, Diptera, Diopsidae. Gene Ontology annotation, molecular function: RNA binding. Bases 9 to 1079 code for a protein of 356 amino acids. The record is from RefSeq and is a predicted model, not a curated record.
UUCCUCAUAUGGACCGUUUCUACAUAUACAGAAAGUUUCAAGAACAAGGGUAUUCUUUACUAGCAGUACGUGUGAUUACCAGUUCUUUCACAAAUAAACCGCUCCAUUGUUAUAUACAGUUUAAAUCGACUGAAGCAGCGCUCGAAUGUCUCUAUGCUCUCGAUGAUAAGCCAAUACCAGGUGAGGGCCCUGAUAUUAGUUUCUGCUUAGAUGUGGCAAAUGAAUUGGUUAAAGAUACUCGUCCUUAUUAUGGUGUUUGGCUUGGUAAUCUUAGCGGAGAUACGACAAAUAUUGAUAUAAAGAAAGCAUUCGCUGCCAAUAAUAUUAAUGUGAAGCGUGCAUUUGUCAUUAGAGAUCGAUUGAGCAAUUCGAGAGGCUACGCGUUUGUGCAGUUUUAUACUGAAUGGGAGCAAAAAAAUUCCAUAUUCAAAAUGAAUAACUACAUAGGUUUGGGUGGAUCUAUACCGCUCUUGGUCCGUGAUUCUACCGGUCCAAAAUUCAAAAAAUUUAAACCCCCGCAAAAGAGCUCUUUUGUAAUUAGAAUUUUUAAUUUAAACUUACAUCAAUAUGAAAGGGAAAUAAAUGAGUUUUUCAAACAAAAUUUACCCUCCUUUCGAUUUAUAACUCGUCCACGGUAUGCAGAUAAAACACCCAAAAACUACAAUAUCGUAGUGUUUGGAGAUGAAGUCGAUUGUAUAAGAGCGGUAGAAAUGCUUAAUGGAAAACAAUUUUUUGGUUCCAGCUAUUUGAUAGCCGUAAUUCCAACCGUAAACUCGAACGAUAUACACCAAAGUGUGUCAGACGAUGAAAAUGAUCAAUACAAAGAUAAAACUAUUUUAAAUUGGAAACAAUAUAAUGCUGUUUCCUUUAAAGCAAAAGAAUUAAAUAACCAUACAGAUAAAGUUGAUAAAGAUAAAGUUGAUGUUACCAAUGCUAGUGAUCUCAUUAAAAAUACAAUAUUAAAAGCUGAAGAAAUUAAUGAUUCUGGAGAUGCAGUAAACAGCGGACCCGGAACCGCUAGCAGCCUCAUUGAAAGAAUUUCAAAUGCUUUCAAAAGUAUAUUUAAUGUAUUUUUUUAAAUACUAUACAAUUUGAAAAACAAGACUAAUAUA